This is a messenger RNA of Cadophora gregata, 552 nucleotides long. RefSeq lists its product as uncharacterized. NCBI's taxonomy places the organism in Eukaryota, Fungi, Ascomycota, Leotiomycetes, Helotiales, Ploettnerulaceae. The transcript is spliced from 4 exons. The record is from RefSeq and is a predicted model, not a curated record. Bases 1 to 552 code for a protein of 183 amino acids.
AUGCAACUCACCUCCACUCUCAUCUUUGCCAUUGCUGCGGCUGCACCUGUCCUCGGUAAUACUGCUGGCCCUUACGACAACACAACUUCCGUCAUCACUCGUACUGUUACCGCCUACGAGACCUACUGCCCUAAGCCAACCACCUUCACUGAGGGCACCAAGACCUACACUGCCACCAAGGAUGAGUGGGUUACCGUCAAGCACUGCCCCAUGAAGUGCACCAUCACCUACAACCCAUCCAAUCCAACCGUUGUCCCCGUUGGUGAGAAGCCAAAGUACAAUAACGGCACUAUCCCUGCUUGCCCUUGCCCCAAGGGUAAGAAGGAUUGCCCAUGUGCCAGCCCAGGGACCAACGGCACUACUCCAGGUGGUAAUGGUACCCCAGGUAGCCCAGGUACUCCAGGCACUUCUGGCAACAAUCCCUCUGAAAACACCCCAGGCUCCAACGGCGGUAGCAAUGAUGACAACACCCUUGUUUCAGCUAGCACUGCCAGCACUAUCUCGUCUGGAGCUCUCCUUGGCCUCGCUGCUGUCGCCGUUUACAUGUUGUAA